Molecule: messenger RNA, 597 nt
Organism: Rotaria sp. Silwood1
Lineage: Eukaryota; Metazoa; Rotifera; Eurotatoria; Philodinida; Philodinidae
Source: the annotation of a GenBank genome assembly
AUGGAAAUGAUGCGUAAACUGAUGAAUGUAAAUUUCUUUGGACAUGUUGCCCUGACAAAGAAGCUUCUGCCUUUACUCAUCACUAAAUGUGAUUCACGUGUAGUUAAUGUAGUUUCUGCAGCUGGAUUCUUUACUUUUCCCAAUACAUCCGCGUAUUCAGCAUCUAAACAUGCGUUAAAAUCUUUCUCGGAUUGUCUUCGUCGUGAAAUGGUUCCAUGGAAUUUACGUGUUAGCAUAAUUGAGCCAGGUGCAUUGCGAACACCCAUGCUUGAAGGGUAUGAAGAUACACUGAGAAAUGUAUGGAAUGGACUUCCAACUGAUGUACAAGAACGUUGGGGAAUUAGUUAUUUAAAUAGUAUCAUUACAAAGGCGAUUAAUAGUCCAUUUAUGAUCAAUGCGGAUGAUCCUUCUAGAGUUGUACGAGCUAUUCAGCAUGCAGUGAUGAAUUCCAAGCCUCACAUUCGCUAUCGGCCAGGUUGGCAAGGCAAAGUGAUAUUUUACCUCUUAUAUCUGUCUCCAACUUGGUUCAGUGAUAAAUUGCUUAGCAAAGUCUUUAAUUUCAUUCCUAAUGGCGUACAACAUCAACUUUUGAGCUGA